CUCCGACGAGAAGGUUCCCGACCAGCUCGGGGCCAGGCCUUCACCCCAGGCUGCCCCCCGAGGCCGAGAGAGACCGGUACGAGAGAGGCCAGGCCCCGACCUCACUCCCCGGAGGGAGCGGGGCGACUCGCGGAGAUUAGUCCCCGGUCAUAAACAACCUCGCACUUCCCUUCCCCCGCCCCCGGCCCGCCUACGCGGGGGCCGGCCCUCCAAGGCCCUGGCAACUCCUCCGCCGGCCGCGGGCGUGCCUCCUUCCCCCAGCCGGGUGUUUGGUCCUUAACUGAUCGCCGCCUCUCUCGCCCCCCGGGGAAAGGGGUUUGCUACAGCGACCUCGGAAGGGAAGCACUAUGCCCAUCUUACUGUUCCUGAUAGACACGUCUGCCUCUAUGAACCAGCGCAGCCAUCUGGGCACCACCUACCUGGACACGGCCAAAGGCGCGGUAGAGACCUUCAUGAAGCUCCGAGCCCGGGAUCCUGCCAGCAGAGGAGACAGGUAUAUGCUGGUCACUUUCGAAGAGCCUCCCUAUGCUAUCAAGGCCGGAUGGAAAGAAAACCAUGCAACGUUUAUGAAUGAACUGAAAAACCUGCAGGCAGAAGGACUUACGACUCUUGGCCAAUCCCUAAGGACAGCUUUUGAUUUAUUAAAUUUAAAUAGAUUAGUAACUGGCAUAGACAACUAUGGGCAGGGAAGAAACCCCUUUUUCUUGGAACCAGCAAUAAUUAUUACAAUCACUGAUGGGAGCAAGCUGACUACUACCAGUGGGGUCCAGGACGAGCUCCACUUACCUCUUAAUUCUCCUUUGCCUGGGAGUGAGUUGACCAAGGAACCUUUCCGCUGGGAUCAGAGACUCUUCGCGCUGGUGUUGCGCCUGCCGGGCACCAUGUCCGUGGAGUCGGAGCAGCUGACCGGCGUGCCCUUGGAUGACUCUGCGAUCACACCCAUGUGUGAAGUGACAGGCGGCCGCUCAUACUCUGUGUGUUCUCCAAGAAUGCUUAAUCAGUGUCUGGAGUCCUUGGUGCAGAAGGUGCAAAGUGGGGUGGUCAUAAACUUCGAAAAGGCAGGGCCGGAUCCUUCCCCGGUAGAAGAUGGGCAGCCAGAUAUAGCAAGGCCUUUCGGAUCCCAGCCGUGGCAUAGCUGCCACAAACUCAUAUAUGUCAGACCAAACCCUAAAACGGGGGUUCCUAUAGGUCACUGGCCGGUUCCAGAGUCUUUUUGGCCAGAUCAGAAUUCUCCAACAUUACCACCUCGUACGUCUCAUCCUGUAGUGAAGUUUUCCUGUACAGACUGUGAACCAAUGGUUAUUGACAAAUUGCCUUUUGACAAAUACGAGUUGGAACCUUCCCCACUGACUCAGUUUAUCCUGGAAAGGAAAUCUCCUCAAACAUGUUGGCAGGUAUAUGUGAGCAAUAGUGCGAAAUACAGUGAACUGGGUCACCCGUUUGGUUACUUGAAAGCCAGUACAGCGCUGAACUGUGUCAACCUCUUUGUGAUGCCUUACAAUUACCCUGUCCUCCUUCCCCUUUUAGAUGACUUGUUUAAAGUGCAUAAAGCAAAACCAACACUGAAAUGGAGACAGUCGUUCGAAAGUUAUUUGAAGACAAUGCCUCCCUACUACCUUGGGCCUUUGAAGAAAGCUGUUCGAAUGAUGGGGGCACCCAACCUCAUAGCAGACGGCAUGGAGUACGGCCUCAGCUACAGUGUCAUUUCAUACCUCAAAAAACUGAGUCAGCAGGCCAAAAUAGAGUCUGAUCGAGUCAUCGGGUCUGUAGGCAAGAAGGUGGUGCAGGAAACUGGAAUUAAAGUCCGAAGCCGGUCGCACGGUUUGUCGAUGGCCUACAGGAAAGAUUUUCAGCAGCUGCUGCAGGGCAUUUCAGAGGACGUUCCCCACAGACUGCUGGACCUGAACAUGAAAGAAUACACUGGGUUCCAGGUUGCUCUGCUCAACAAGGACUUAAAGCCACAGACAUUCAGAAAUGCAUACGACAUACCAAGACGGAAUCUUUUGGAUCACUUAACAAGAAUGAGAUUUAAUCUGAUGAAGAGCACCCGCAGGUUUCUUAAAGGGCAGGAUGAAGACCAAGUGCACAGUGUUCCUAUAGCACAGAUGGGGAACUACCAGGAAUACCUCAAGCAAGUACCUUCUCCGCUGAGGGAGCUCGACCCUGAUCAGCCUCGAAGGUUGCAUACAUUUGGCAACCCCUUUAAGCUGGAUAAAAAGGGUAUGAUGAUAGAUGAAGCCGACGAGUUUGUGGCUGGGCCUCAGAAUAAACACAAGCGGCCCGGAGAGCCCAACAUGCAGGGGAUCCCCAAACGGCGCCGCUGCAUGUCCCCGCUGCUGCGCGGCCGGCAGCAGAACCCGGUCGUGAACAACCACAUCGGAGGGAAAGGACCGCCCGCCCCCGCGGCUCAGGCACAGCCAGACCUCAUCAAACCCCUUCCUCUUCAUAAAAUUCCAGAAGCUAGUAAUGACUCGACAGUAGACGAUGUGGUUGAGAAUCAUGUUGCCGACCAACUCUCAUCAGACGUCACACCAAAUGCUAUGGAUACAGAAUUUGCAUCACCUUCCCCAGCCGGUUUACUGGAGCGACCGACCAACCACACAGAGGCUUUCGGUCAUGAUCAUUUAGGAACUAACGACCUCGCUGUCGGCGGGUUUUUAGAAAAUCACGAGGAGCCGAGAAAUAAAGUACAGUGCCCCGAAGAGAACACACCAGCGUCCUCGCUCAGCAAGGGGAAGAAGCUGGUGCACUGCAGGAGCCACGAAGAAGUCAACACUGAACUCAAAGCACAAAUAAUGAAAGAGAUUCGAAAGCCAGGAAGAAAAUAUGAAAGAAUCUUCACUUUACUGAAGCACGUGCAAGGCAGUUUACAAACAAGACUAAUAUUUUUACAAAAUGUCAUUAAAGAAGCAUCCAGGUUUAAAAAAAGAAUGCUAAUAGAACAACUGGAGAACUUCCUGGAUGAAAUUCAUCGAAGAGCCAAUCAGAUCAACCAUAUUAAUAGCAAUUAAAAGAAAACAGAAUGUGGCCACUUGUUUCACUAUAUCUUCUCCAAAUACAAAGUAAAUACAAGACUGUUGUGAUUUUGCAUUCAUUUUUUGACAUGCAUUGUUGGCUAUUUGAGAUACUAAGAGCAAGUCUGCAGAUCCUUUUCUCAUCAUUUUACAGUGACCUUUUCUUCAUUUUUGUUUAUUUUUGUAAUGUGAAAAGUAUCACUCUAAAAAAAUUUUUAUUUAACAAACUAAAAAUAUUCCUCCAAAUCUCUUGCUUGUCAUUGACUCUUGCGUGUCAAUUUCCCUCAGGUUCUAUUUUCUUAAACCAACCUUUAAAAUUGUCACCUCUGUUAAGGUUGAACUUUGCCAAAAAAAAAAAUAAAAAAGAAGUUACUUUGUAAUUUUUGGGGAAAAAAGCACAUACAUUAAAACUAGGUAAUGUUUUGUAUAUACAGUUAUUUUGGAUAUAUUAUUGUAAGUUGUACAAAUGUAUUUUGAAGAAUAUUUAAGAAAAGCACUUUUGUUAUUCCAUCAAUAAAUGCUCUAUUUUA
This is a messenger RNA of Phyllostomus hastatus (greater spear-nosed bat), 3544 nucleotides long. It is a transcript of the gene INTS6, whose product is annotated as integrator complex subunit 6. The transcript is spliced from 19 exons. Gene Ontology annotation, cellular component: integrator complex. Gene Ontology annotation, biological process: snRNA 3'-end processing. Lineage: Eukaryota; Metazoa; Chordata; Mammalia; Chiroptera; Phyllostomidae. The coding region runs from base 348 to 3011 and encodes 887 amino acids. The record is from RefSeq and is a predicted model, not a curated record.